AUGCCCACGAUGUCAACGGACAUUCGGGCGCCCAUUGGACUUAUUGGACACCUCCGGACCAACUUCAAAACCGGGACUGCACCAACCGCCGUCUCUCCAUCCACCUCUCCUAUGUCACCAACUAACGCCGACCGCCCUCCCGGACCGUUACUGCCACUCUUCUUCGUCUUAUUCUUCGUCUUCUUCUUCUUCUUCUUCUUCUUCUUUCCCUUCCUCUCCUCCUCCUCCUCCUCCUCCUCCUCCUCCUCCUCCUCCACAACUGGAAUCUGCUUGCUUUUUCAUGAUUGGUGGUCGUUUUAG
Molecule: messenger RNA, 300 nt
Organism: Spirometra erinaceieuropaei
Lineage: Eukaryota; Metazoa; Platyhelminthes; Cestoda; Diphyllobothriidea; Diphyllobothriidae
Source: the annotation of a GenBank genome assembly